Oncorhynchus masou masou (cherry salmon) is the source of this 1374-nucleotide messenger RNA. RefSeq lists its product as uncharacterized. Gene Ontology annotation, molecular function: calcium ion binding. The annotation marks the transcript as partial. The transcript is spliced from 2 exons. The record is from RefSeq and is a predicted model, not a curated record. Gene Ontology annotation, biological process: negative regulation of protein sumoylation. Lineage: Eukaryota; Metazoa; Chordata; Actinopteri; Salmoniformes; Salmonidae.
AUGGGCCGGCCCAUCUCCCCCCAAGACGUAGGAAGCAAUGGGUCGGCCCAAUCCCCCCAGAGACGUAGGAGCAAUGGGGCGGCCCAGUCCGCCCGAGACAUAGGUAGCAAUGGGUCAACCCAAACUCCCCCGAGACGUAGGAAGCAAUGGGUCGGCCCAAUCCCCCGAGACGUGAGGAAGCAAUGGGUCGGCCCAAUCCCCCGAGACGUAGGAAGCAAUGGGUCGGUCCAAUCCCCCGAGACGAGGAAGCAAUGGGUCAACCCAAUCCCCCCGAGACCACCGAACAACAAACUACCCAACAACAAACUACCCAACAACAAACUACCCAACAACAAAGCACCGAACAACAAACUACCCAACAACAAAGCACCGAACAACAAACUACCCAACAACAAAGCACCGAACAACAAACUACCCAACAAUAAACCACCUAACAACAAACUACCCAACAAUAAACCACCCAACAACAAACUACCCAACAAUAAACCACCUAACAACAAACUACCCAACAAUAAACCACCCAACAACAAACUACCCAACAACAAAGCACCGAACAACAAACUACCAAACAACAAACUACCCAACAACAAAGCACCGAACAACAAACUACCCAACAACAAACUACCCAACAACAAACUACCCAACAACAAACUACCCAACAACAAAGCACCGAACAACAAACUACCCAACAACAAAGCACCCAACAACAAACUACCCAACAAUAAACCACCUAACAACAAACUACCCAACAAUAAACCGCCCAACAACAAACUACCCAACAACAAAGCACCGAACAACAAACUACCCAACAACAAAGCACCGAACAACAAACUACCCAACAACAAACUACCCAACAACAAAGCACCGAACAACAAACUACCCAACAACAAACUACCCAACAACAAACUACCCAAAAACAAAGCACCGAACAACAAACUACCCAACAACAAAGCACCCAACAACAAACUACCCAACAACAAACUACCCAACAACAAAGCACCGAACAAACUACCCAACAACAAACUACCCAACAACAAAGCACCGAACAACAAACUACCCAACAACAAACCACCCAACAACAAACUACCCAACAAUAAACCACCUAACAACAAACUACCCAACAAUAAACCACCCAACAACAAACUACCCAACAACAAAGCACCGAACAACAAACUACCAAACAACAAACUACCCAACAACAAAGCACCGAACAACAAACUACCCAACAACAAACUACCCAACAACAAACUACCCAACAACAAAGCACCGAACAACAAACUACCCAACAACAAAGCACCGAACAACAAACUACCCAACAAUAAACCACCUAACAACAAACUACCCAGAUUAAUCUGUGGUGUUUUUGGAGACAGG